Messenger RNA from Macrosiphum euphorbiae (potato aphid), 1302 nucleotides. The record is from the annotation of a GenBank genome assembly. NCBI's taxonomy places the organism in Eukaryota, Metazoa, Arthropoda, Insecta, Hemiptera, Aphididae.
AUGAUAUAUCUAAGAUGCUACUAUAAAUAUUAUUAUAUAACUUUGUUGAGCAUUUUUCUCGUAUUGUGUUUAAAUGUUUAUUUGGUGUUUUUCUUUUCGAAAGACGAGUCACCCAUAGGAGCACCAGCCGUAAUAAAAUACAAUGCAACAUACUUUGCUUCUCAAAAUAUUUUGAAUUCAUUGAGUAAACUUGACAAAGAAUAUGAUGUUCCAGUUCCAACUAUUCAAUCAAAUGUUUUAAGAGAACUUGAUAUACUCUUAAGUAAUUUAAAAUUAAAGAUCAAUGGUGAUAUUGAUUUAUUUGCUGCUACUGUUAAAGUAAUGAACCAAAAUGGACUUAUGCCUCUUUAUGGUACACCAUAUCUCGGAUCAACUAUAAACUUAUUAAAAACAUCAAAAAUAAUCAAGACAUAUAAUGCUUUUAAAGGAACCCAGCUCAAGUUAAUACUUAUGUUUGAAAAUAAACAAGAAGUCUUAUUUAAACCAAAAUGGUAUCUAGAGUCUGAGGUUAUUGAAGGAAGUGUGUAUGCUGGUAAAGAUCGUUAUAAUGGUGAAAUAAUAGCAUUUUAUAUUUCUCUUAUUCUUGGAUUUCCACGUGUUCCAAUCGUGGUGAAACGAAUCUUAGACUCAACAGAAUUGCACGAAACAGCAAAUAUUGGAUUAAAAAAAACAAUGUAUGUCAAUUCAACAACCAAGGAAACAUGUGUGUAUGGCAAAUGUUAUUAUUGUAAACCCGAAGAUCCAGUAUGUACAAAAAGUGAACGUCUAGAAGGAGCAGCAAUAUUUCAUCUGCCAUCAAAUAUCAAGCUUAAACAACAUUUGCAUCCUUGGAGAAGGACAUAUAUUGAAAACAAAAGAGCAAGAUGGGAAGACGAUAAUGAUUACUGUGAUAGUAUAAAAUCUAACUAUAAUUCUGAAAGAAUCUUAGAUUUUAUUGAUGUAUCUAUUUUUGAUUUUAUUAUUGGAAAUGGAGAUCGACAUAGAUAUGAAGUUGUGGAACAAUUUAAUAAUACUAUUCUUCUCAUUGAUAAUGGAAAAAGUUUUGGGAAUCCUUACAAGGAUCACAUUGACAUAUUGGCGCCACUUUAUCAAUGUUGCAUAAUCCGUCUGAAGACAUGGGAAAGACUUAAGUCAAUUAAAGGCGGCACAUUCACAAACAUAUUACAAAGUAUGCUGGACGUGCAUGAAACCUUAUCUCUUCUUACUCUACCACAUUACCGCGCACUCGAGCGACGACUAAAAAUUAUUUAUGCUACUGUUGUUAUGUGUCAAACAAAAUCAGAUCGAUCAAUUCUCAAAUGA